Messenger RNA from Guyanagaster necrorhizus, 1751 nucleotides. RefSeq lists its product as uncharacterized. Gene Ontology annotation, cellular component: peroxisomal membrane. Gene Ontology annotation, biological process: peroxisome organization. The record is from RefSeq and is a predicted model, not a curated record. The transcript has 3 exons. Bases 63 to 1445 code for a protein of 460 amino acids. Lineage: Eukaryota; Fungi; Basidiomycota; Agaricomycetes; Agaricales; Physalacriaceae.
CAUUAUCCGGUGGGCCGGGCCUGAGUAAUCUUACCUUCGUCCAUAACAGCCAAGUCGUCGGUAUGGCUACCCAAGAUCCAGUCCAGCCAGGAAAUGCUGCAGCACCAGUUCUGCUUGAUUUUCUCAGUUCUGUUCCAUAUCAGCUCACUGCUGCCCUUGUUCGUCUCGGUCCUCAUAUAUCAGCCUUGAGGCAGCUCGCGGAGGUCACCAGCUGGUCGUCAUCCUGGUACGACAGCUGGCUCGCUAUCGCUGCUUGGUGGGCGCUCUGUUUGCUGCUGGAGCUCACUGUGCAAUAUCUUCUUCCUGUGACGUUUCUGUUUGUGUAUUUUGUAUCUAAAUGGACAACACCACGACGGGUAUCUGGUCCGCCAGUUACCGAACAAAAUCUUCAGGCAACGAUCACAGAUCUAGUCGUUCUGCAGUCUCUCUUGCCAUCUAUUCCAUGCGAACUCAACGAGAGUUCUCUUUCUGUACUGGUCCGCGUAUGCGCUAUCUUGUACAUCCCAUAUCUUGUCAUUACCCAUUGUGUUUCCCUGCGUGUCCUCUUCGGUAUCGCAGGCACUAUGGUGCUCUCCUGGCGUGCUCCAUGGAUCCAAGCUCUACGCACAAUACUCUGGAAAAGUGCAUGGUUCCGGUGGGGUGUCUACCGAGCAUGGUCCAGGCUUUCUGGUCGACCACUCCCCGUUCCCACAGUCAGCACCAGAGACCUCACGGUUGAACAUGAGCGCAAUUCGGCCCGAUUUCUAUUCAUGGUUUACGAGAAUCAGCGGUGGUGGAUGGGGCUUGAUUGGACUGCUGCGCUGCUCCCGAGCGAACGCCCUUCGUGGUGUUCUGCAUCUUUGCAGCCUGUUCCUCCACCAAGUGCAAUGACACUCCCUGGUGACAGUGUGGUGUAUGUGGGCGACGGGAAGGGCGGCCGGGAGAAGCGGACCGCCAAGUGGGCAUGGGAAGAGGCGGAAUGGAGGGUAUGUGUCCGGCGGGAGGGUUCAGCUGUGGUUAGAGUUGAGAAACCACUACCCACCCCCAAGGGGGAUGGCCCUGGGGAGAGCCAGUUGGCUAAAGUAGAUAGUAAGAUGAGAGAAUCGCAAGACGCUGGCGGAUCUGGAGAGGAAGCUCAGGAGGAUGACGAACAUGACAAUACCGAUGAAGAUCCAGAGACUGACGCAGAUGGCUGGGUAUAUGGCGAUAACAAGUGGGAGAAUCGGUCGGCAAAGGGGGGAAUUGGAAAGUAUACACGAUACAGACGUUGGACACGCAUAGCUAUCGUUAACGAGACCGUCGAAGUCGUUGGGGCCGGUGACGUUGGUAUAGAACAACGGCAAACUCGGCAAAGCGGCGCAAGUCAUUCCAGAGAAAGCAGCGUGGGCAACGACAGAAGUAGCCCUCUACGGCAGCGAUUGAAAAAUGCUCUGAACAGGCAGUCUACAUCUCCAUCUUCGUCUUGAGCAUAGUAGUCUUAUUAGUAAUACCUAGGUGUACGGUACAUUUAGUGUUGGGCAAAGAAGACUAAUUUCUUAUUCCCUUGAAUAAUUUCUUGUGGAUCAGAUGGCGAUGUCAACUUAUGCAUUCCAAUUGUAAUCGUCGGGGUCUCCCCUGCCAUAGCUAUUGUCUAGAAGUUUAUUGUUGGUCCGUUCCAUAGAAUGCAGACGCAAAGGAGGUUUGGGAGGUUUGACCACACAAUCCACUUACCGUUUUCUAGAGUACAAAGGUGCAUUUAUUCUUUACUAGUAGUCCAAGGUGCUUAGGUCGGG